AUGGUUCUAGCUGGCAAACUUACUACUGAACUUGAUAUCAAAGCACCCGCUGACAAGUUCUUCAAACUAUAUGCAUCAGAACUUCACGAAUUGCCAAAUCAUUGUGAAAAUAUUCAUGAAGCCAAGCUGCAUGAAGGUGAUGACUGGCAUCACACUGAUACGAUUAAACACUGGACAUAUGUCAUAGCUGGUGAAGUACACACAUGUCACGAGAGUAUUGAAGAAGUUGAUGAACAAAACAAAAAAGUAAUUUGGAAGAUUUUUGGUGGAGAUAUUGAUAAGCACUAUAAGGACUUUAAGCUCAUCCUUGAAGUAAGUGAUAAGGCUGAUGGUACUGCUGUUGUUAAAUGGACAGUUGAAUAUGUGAAACUUAGUGAGGAUAUUAAUCCUCCAAAUACUCAAAUGGACUUCUUAUGCAAAAACACUCGAGAUGUUGAUGCUAAUCUUGUCAAGGAAAAGGUAGUUCAAUAA
Molecule: messenger RNA, 471 nt
Organism: Lathyrus sativus (Indian pea)
Lineage: Eukaryota; Viridiplantae; Streptophyta; Magnoliopsida; Fabales; Fabaceae
Source: the annotation of a GenBank genome assembly